Poecilia reticulata (guppy) is the source of this 1720-nucleotide messenger RNA. The record is from RefSeq and is a predicted model, not a curated record. NCBI's taxonomy places the organism in Eukaryota, Metazoa, Chordata, Actinopteri, Cyprinodontiformes, Poeciliidae.
AAAAGGUCUAGAAUGAAACAGCCAGAGCAGGGUUGGGUCUUUCUGCUUCCGUUGUUGUUGGCAUAUUUUUCUCAUGCUGAACAGCAACUGUGCACACACAUCGGAGACCCGGAGUUCCCACAACUAGUGAAGGAUGGAGACAUCAUGCUGGGGGGAGUUUUCUCUUUCCAUGUCAGCUGGAACGAAGUGGAGACUCAUUAUGAGGAAAAACCUCCACACCUACAGUGCACAAGUUUGAAUUUCAGAGAAUUCCAGAUGCUCCAAGUUAUGCUUUUCACCAUCGAGGAGAUCAAUAACAGCUCAGACCUGCUACCAGGGAUUUAUCUAGGCUGUAAGAUUUAUGACACUUGCGGCUCCAUUGCUAGAAGUAUUAAAGUGUCUCUGGCCUUGGUCAAUGGUUAUGGAAAUGUGUCUGCAACUUCCGAGGCAUGCGUAAGACCUGCGCAAGUGCAGGCUAUAAUGGGGGAAGCCUCAUCGUCUCCGAGCAUGGCUAUAGCCACCAUCAUUGGACCGUUUUCUGUCCCACUGAUAAGUCAAUUUUCCACGUGUGCUUGUCUCAGUGAUAAAUCCAAGUACCCGUCAUUUCUCAGAACAAUACCCAGCGACUACUAUCAGAGCAGAGUUCUGGCCCAGUUGGUGAAGCACUUUGGUUGGACUUGGAUCGGGGCUAUUAGAACAAACGACGACUACGGCAACAACGGCAUGGCCACGUUCACGGAGACUGCCGAGCAGCUGGGCAUCUGUCUGGAAUAUUCUCUAACUUUUUUCCGGACAGAUCCGUGGGACAAGAUACAAAAGAUAAUCGAAACGGUCAGGUCUUCCACCUCGAAGGUGAUCGUCGCUUUCAUUUCCCAAGCGGACAUGGAUGUUCUCCUAAAAGAGUUUUCUAGGGCCAACUUGACUGGCUACCAGUGGGUCGGCACCGAGGCCUGGAUUUCGGAUUUUCAGAGCGCCUCGAGAGACAAUAAGCGCAUUUUAGAUGGAGCCAUAGGUCUUUCCAUCCCCAAAGCAAACGUCAGUGGACUCAAAGAGUUCAUACUUGAUGUGAAACCACUUUAUUUAACCAGCAAUGACUUGUUUGUGGAGUUCUGGGAGGCGUUAUUUAGCUGCAAGGUCAAACAGUCAGAAGUAGGAGAAAGCCAGAGGCUCUGCACUGGCCAWGAGAAUCUGACUGGAGUGGAAAACAGCUUCACCGACAUGUCAAUGAUGCCCAUAUUUAGCAAUAUGUAUAAAGGAGUGUAUGCAGUGGCUCACRCUCUGCACAAUAUUYUAGGUUGUAAUAAAACAUGYAACWACAAGGUGCCACUGGACCCGUUAACGAUUUUACAGCAUAUAAAAGGAAUUCACUUCAAAACAAAGGAAGGAGAAGAGGUUUACUUUGAUGAGAAUGGAGACCCGGCAGCAAAAUAUGAGAUUAUAAACUGGCAGCCAAGAGAAAACGGCCCUGUGAGCUUUGUGACCGUCGGUCUUUACGACGCGUCUUUACCAGCAGAUGAGCAGAUGAAUGUGCAGCAGAAGUUUGUAGUUUUUGCUCAAAAUUCAGAGCAGGUCCCUGUUUCGGUUUGCAGUGAGUCGUGUCCCCCAGGAACACACAAGGUUCUCCAGAAAGGAAAACCUGUGUGCUGCUACGACUGUAUAAGUUGUGCAGAGGGAGAAAUAAGCAACAGCACAGGUCUGUACAUGAUGAGGUGAUGAUGAAGGACGGUCAGAAAGAGUAGGA